Balaenoptera acutorostrata (minke whale) is the source of this 5104-nucleotide messenger RNA. It is a transcript of the gene FAM120C, whose product is annotated as family with sequence similarity 120 member C. Gene Ontology annotation, cellular component: nucleus. The record is from RefSeq and is a predicted model, not a curated record. Bases 68 to 3178 code for a protein of 1036 amino acids. Lineage: Eukaryota; Metazoa; Chordata; Mammalia; Artiodactyla; Balaenopteridae. The transcript is spliced from 17 exons.
GCUUCGCGCCCAGAUCGCCGCCUAGCCUGCUCGCGCAGCCGCCGUCUCGUCUGCCCACCGACGAAGCAUGGGCGUCCAGGGCUUCCAAGAGUUCCUGGAGAAGCGCUGUCCCGGGGCUGUUGUGCCCGUGGACCUCCUCAAACUCGCGCGUACGGUCUCGCGCCAGCAGCAGCAGCAGCAGCAGCAGCAGCAUCGCCCGCUGCCGCCUACGGCAGCCCUAGCGCCUGGGGCUCCACGCGCCGCCAGGGGCUCCGUGCCUCUGCAACCGCCGCUCGCGCCCGCUGCCUUGGGUGCCUACUCCGGGGGCGCGGGGCCGACUCGGCACCAUCACCCCGCUCACCACUUCCACCAUCACGGCCAGGCGCACCCCGGGCUGCACCCGCCGCCGCCGCCGCCGCCCCCUCCGCUGCCCGGGGCCCGGGUGCUGGUGGACGCGGGCUCAGCGCUGCCUCGGCUUUAUGGCGGCUACCAGACGGAUUGGGUGUGUGGCGGCCAAUGGAACGCCAUGCUGGGCUACUUGUCAGCGCUAUGUCAGGCUUGUGCCUAUCCCGGCGGCGACGGCUUGGAGCUGGUGGUCAUGUUCCCCGGGGGCCUGGGCAAGGACCGGCUGGCCGAGUGGGGCCGUCGGUGCCAGGCCGAGCGGCAGACAGCGCAACUGAUCGUGGGACACGUGGGCAACAAGGGCACCCCUCCUCCACGGGCCUGGUUCCUGCCACCGGCCUGCCUGAGCCACUGCGUGAGGCUAGCGCUCAUCCGCUUCCGGGUCAAGGUCUUUCAGAGCCUUGAAGACCACCAUUUGGAAGUGGUGGCUUUUUUCAGGGAAAAUGGCUUCCAUGGCCUUCUUGCCCAUGACUCCGAGUAUGCUCUCUACAAUAUUCCCUCUUACUAUAGUUCCCAUGCUCUCAAGCUGAGCUGGAAUGGGAAGAACCUUACUACCAACCAGUUCCUGAUGCAGGAGGUGGCCAAGCAGCUGGGUUUGAAGCGGAUGAAUUUUCCCAUAUUUGCUGCAUUGCUAGGUAACCACAUUCUCCCAGAUGAGGACCUGGCCGCUUUUCACUGGAGCCUCUUGGGACCAGAACAUCCCCUUGCAUCACUUAAGGUCAGAGCUCAUCAGCUGGUUCUUCCUCCCUGUGAUGUGGUAAUCAAGGCUGUUUCUGAGUAUGUUAGUUCCAUCAAAGACCCCUCAAACCUGGAUGUGGUUGGGAAGGAUGUUUUCAAACAAUCUCAGUCCAGGACAGAAGAUAAAAUAGAACGAUUCAAGAAAGCAGUUGAGUACUAUUCAGUCACAACCAAACUCUCUUCGCUGCCAGUGGGUCCCUCCUCCUUUCUAGGUUUUCGGAAUAAUCGACUUGGAAAUCCUCCCAUUCCACGAAAUCAAAUGGGCACUAUCUCUGCUGGAAAGCCAAUGUUUUCUCACCACGUGCCCCAGAAAAUGAAAUAUCCACCACCAUUCCCAGUGGGACCCAACUCCUCUCUUCUCUUCUCCCCCCAUGCUUUGGGGGAAUCCCAUGCUUUUUCUGAGGAUUCCAUGCUGCAGGACAGCCCCUUUGCCAGUUGGGCUGUCUCUUAUGAUUCCUCUGCAUCCCAGUUUCCCAAUUACCUGACUUCCAAAGCCUCACCUCCUUUGGGACCAGACUCUUCCCACUCCUCUUCCUCUGAUGCUGAUGAGCCAAAUGGAGCCAGCUCUGAUCACAUCACAGAAACACUUCAGCAGCAGCCUGGAUGGGAGGAUCCAAAUGGUGACAGAGGGUCUUGGGUACAGCCCAUCGAUGCUGGAGUUUCAGAUGCCAGCCUGGGUGAUGGUGAGCCCCACAUCCCAUCUCUGCUGUCUAUGUCUACGAGGAACCAUAUGGACAUCACCAUUCCGCCCUUACCUCCAGUAGCUCCAGAAGUCUUGCGGGUUGCUGAACACAGACAUCGAAGGGGUCUUAUGUACCCAUAUAUCUACCAUGUCCUCACUAAGGGUGAGAUUAAGAUCCCUGUAUGUAUUGAGGAUGAGUGUAACAUGGAGCUGCCUCCAGCUGCUCUCCUGUUCCGGUCAGCUCGUCAAUAUGUAUAUGGGGUCCUUUUCAGUCUGGCAGAGACACAGAGGAAAAUGGAACGCCUGGCCAUACGGCGGCGGUUGCCUGUAGAAGUUCCUUCAGUGAUCCUUAAAGAGUGGUCUGCCUAUAAAGGGAAGUCACCUCAAACCCCUGAGCUGGUGUCUGCACUGACAUUUCGGGAAUGGACUUGCCCAAACCUCAAGAAGCUCUGGCUAGGCAAAGCAGUUGAGGACAAGAACAGAAGGAUGCGUGCCUUCCUGGCCUGUAUGAAGUCAGACACACCCAGUAUGCUCAAUCCGGCUAACGUCCCCACCCAUCUGCUGCUCAUGUGCUGUGUACUCCGAUAUAUGGUUCAGUGGCCUGGUGGCCGAAUCCUGCAUCGCCAUGAGCUAGACACCUUCCUUGCACAGGCAGUAUCUACUCAGCUUUAUGAACCAGAUCAACUUCAAGAACUCAAGAUUGAGAAACUGGAUGCUCGAGGGAUCCAGCUUGCUGCCCUCUUCAUGAGUGGGGUCGACACAGCUCUGUUUGCUAAUGAUGCCUGUGGCCAGCCAGUCCCUUGGGAACACUGCUGCCCCUGGAUUUACUUCGAUGGCAAGCUGUUCCAGAGCAAGCUAAUUAAAGCAGGCCGGGAGCGAGUAUCCCUGGUUGAGCUCUGCGAUGGCCAGGCUGACCUGGCAACCAAAGUGGAGAAGAUGAGACAGAGCAUCCUUGAAGGAGUCUACAUGAACCAUCCACCGCCUUCUGCUCUACUUCCAUCACCUACUUUUGUGCCUCCCAUGGUGCCCUCUCUCUACCCUGUUUCACUUUACCCCCGAGCCAUGGGCCCAAUGCCACCUCCCCCUCAAGGAAGGAGCCGGGGGUUUGCAGGUCUCCAUCCAAUCCCACCCCAAGGAGGAAAACUAGAGAUUGCCGGGAUGGUUGUGGGCCAGUGGGCUGGCAGCAGAUCCUCCAGGGGUCAUGGCUCCUUUGGCAUGCAAGUGGUUUCUGUCGGUGGGCCGGGAAAGGGGCAUGGAAAAGAACAGACUGGUAGAGGAUCCAAAGGACAUAAAAAAGGAAAUAAACAAAGCACUUCAGAUGGAGUUUCUAAAUCCCUGGAGCCUCAUCAAGGUCGGUCUCGCUCACAGGGAACAUGAGUCUGCUUUUUGCUGUGAGUACCACUUGAAGAGACUGUCAUCCUUCACUUGAGGUUCAAUUUCUGACUAUGAUGUGGCCUUUCUUGAACAAAGUCAUGCAUCAUAUGGGAACCCCCAGAAAUGACCCCUUUACCUUGUAGGGCCACAAGCAAAAGCACCCUGGAUGUAUAUAGCCACUGAUCCCAAGGACUUGCAGUUCUUGAUUUCUGCUGGUGUGUAUUGGGGUCAGCCUAUAACUCCCACCCUUAUUCAGUGGCCAGUCUAGUCUGGACCAGGCCUGAUAAACUUCUGCUCACUUGUAUCAUUUUCAUUCUGAGCCAGUAGGACUUUGGGUAGACUUUAUAGCCCAAGAAAUGGCACUUGCUUUGGCUAGUGAUAUUUGAUUUUUGUCUCCAUCUUGAUUUCCUGGCAUCAUUGGCCAAGUCACAUUAACUUGUUUUUAAUCACUGAGAAAAACAGCCAGGUAAGGCAUUAGGGAGGGUGGUUAAGGAGGGGGGUGGGGGGAGGAAUGCUUAUGUAGGGUAGAAAGAAUGUGGAAGUAACUGUUUGGUUAUAGUGAUCCAGUCCCCUGGAACCUUAGAAGGCUCCUGUGGGCCUGUCUGUGCUACCCUUUCAGCCUCUAAGACUCCCCCACCCCACUUUGAAAUGACAGUACAAGUAGACCACAGUUUAAAGUAGUUAGUAUAAUUCUACUAAGGUUUAAUCAUUAUACUUGUUUACUUCCUGAUGCAUAUUUCCUAAAUAUGCUUGGGGUUUGGGGGGGUAAGUUUUCACUGUUCCAUUGUGUGUCACCCUAUAUUUUUCUCCCUCUUGUGACUUUGGCAUCUUCUUUUAUUUGACUUUCCAUUUUCUUUUCCCUUGGCUUAUUGCAGUAGUCUGCUGGUGCAGGUAUUCCCUUAUCCCCCUGUUACUGCUAAUUAUCUUCAGUAUUGUCAGAGGUUAUUUUGAUGUUCUAAGAAAAUAACUUCAUAUAUUUUUUUUUGCAAAAUCAUCUUUUCCAAGGUAAAAGCAAAAUAAAAAAAACCCUAUGCUAGGGUGCCCACUGCAGCUUUUGACAUUGCCCUUGUACUUUUAUAGAUGCUCUUUUUGUCCGUGUUGGUAGUAACUAAUGACUAGUGAAUUUUCAUGUAAAUGAAACAAAUUAAAUAUUUCAGAUUUUAUUAACCUCUCAUAACCCUGCCAAAUCUGAUGACUUCAUUUUAGUUACUUCCCAGAAGACACUUCCCCAUCCACCUUUUAUUUUAUUCUAUUCUAUUCUAUUUUUAGAAUAACAUACUAGGUAAAGAAACUUUAACUCAAGGAGUCAUUGAUUUUUAGUGCUCCCUGAUAAAUGAUGUUAUUGACAAAAGUAAAAUCUUUCAUUGUUUUUUCCUGUGUUAGUAUCUCUUCUCCUGUGCUCUUGACAGUGUGUUUAGUGGAUGGAUAAUAUGUAUUUCUCUUCCAAAUUCCCUGUCUUUUUGGCCCACCUCACCACAAAAGCUCCAUAGUUUAUUAAUGUAAGUUUGAAUGGAUGCUUCUUAGGGGAAACUGCAAACUGCAGGAGUUAAGGAAAGUGUUUCAGAAAGGAAUGAAAAUGUCUCAGGAGUUGUUCUGUGAUGGAAAUUGGUCUGUUGUUCUGUUAAUGCUGAUGGAAAGAAACUUACAGCGCUUAAUAAAAGUCUAUUCUUUUAGUAAAAAAAUGUGAAAUAAUUUUGGGUGUGCGAAGUUUAAUUUCUUCUCCCAUUUCUGGACUCCUUUCGGCAAAUGGGGAAUAUACUUGUCUCAAUUCAGAAGUGUUGCACGGAGAUUUAGGAGCCUAUUUGUAGUUGAAUAUCAGGGCAAGAGAGCCAGUACAAGAAAAGGAAGGGCAUAUUUAGCUUCCUGCUGAACUUCUUUAUUUGGAUGCUCUAAAGGCACCUUUGACUCGACAUUUCCCAAACUGAACCC